GCUUCUGCAAACCACAUAUCAAUCUGGGUGCAGCAAGGGAUGAGGACUGCAGUGCUCUGAGAUCCCAAAAUAAUACUGCGAAGGAUUGCUUAAUAGGCGACACUGCUUUUUGGAUUAAACAGUAAUUAAACCCGAGGGGCAACUGCCACACAGCGGAUAACGGUCCUCAAUCUGUCUUGUGAUGUGACUGCUGCUGCGCCAAAGUGGCGCUUUUGCGCACGAUGGAGGACCUUUUACGCGAGCAGAAUAGUUGGUCGCAGAAUGUUUCCUGGAGCAACUCAAGUCGUGGCAAUGACAGCAACUUAGGAAACACCACAGUGAACCCUUUAAAACGAAAUGAAGAAGUGGCAAAAGUGGAAGUUGCGGUCCUGGUCCUGGUGCUGCUGCUCGCUCUGACCGGCAACCUGUGCGUCCUGUGGGCCAUCCACACCUCCAAGCACAGCCAGUCUCGGAUGUAUUACUUCAUGAAACACCUGAGCAUCGCAGACCUUGUCGUUGCAGUCUUUCAGGUCUUGCCACAACUCAUUUGGGAUAUCACGUUUCGCUUCUACGGGCCGGAUUUGCUGUGCAGGCUGGUUAAAUACCUCCAGGUCGUGGGGAUGUUUGCGUCUACCUACAUGCUCGUCCUGAUGUCCAUCGACAGGUGCUUAGCAAUCUGCCAGCCUCUUCGCUCGGUGCACAAAAAACAAGAUCGCUUCUGUGUGAUCGCCUCGUGGAUGCUCAGCCUGAUCUUCAGCACUCCUCAAGCAUACAUAUUUUCUGUGAGGGACGUCGGGAACGGAGAGUAUGACUGCUGGGGGGACUUCAUACAGCCAUGGGGGGCCAAAGCAUACAUCACAUGGAUGAGUCUCAGCAUUUACAUUCUCCCAGUGGCAAUUCUAAGCAUCUGCUAUGGAUUGAUAUGUUUUAAAAUAUGGCAGAAUUUCAAUUUAAAAACCAGAAGGGAUCACUUCUUGGCUCUCACUCCAAGGCCCUCCAAAGGCGCUCAUCCCCUCUGUCGAGUGAGCAGCGUGAGGCUCAUCUCCAAAGCAAAGAUCCGCACAGUGAAAAUGACAUUUGUUGUGGUCCUUGCCUACAUUGUGUGCUGGACUCCUUUCUUCUUUGUCCAGAUGUGGUCUGCAUGGGAUCCUGCUGCACCAAGAGAAGAGAUGGCCUUCAUCAUCGCCAUGUUGCUGGCCAGUCUCAACAGCUGCUGUAACCCCUGGAUCUACAUGUUCUUUGCCGGUCACCUCUUCCAUGACCUGAUGCAAUGCUUCUUCUGCUGCUGUAGAGAGUACCUGACAGCCUCCUCCUCCAGCUGUGAUCGACAGUGCAGGCACAAAAGCAAAUCCCCCACUUGCGUCAUCAAGAUCACGGGCAGCCAGAGGAGCCUCACACACACAUCCAGCACUGGGGGACCGGGACAUUGAAGAGCCAGUUGAAAGCCAUCCAGGCUUGCUGUAGUCGAGCAAUCCGGCAAUCAUGCAAGUCUCACAUGUCAGGCAUUUAAGCAUCUGCAGUGGCACUGUGGUGGCAACUGCUACAAUUUUUUUUUAAAUUGAGCAAAGUAGACAUUGUAAAUCUCCUGCAAAGAUCUCUAUCGAUGCAUGACUUUUGCUUUCUCAUAUUACCACUUGUCUUCUGGACUCCCUUUGCACCUGCAAACCAUAUAUUUCUCUUACACUGUAGCUUUUUAAGAUGUAUCCUAAACAACCGUAAGCAUUUUCAAAGUUGUUUGUAUGCCUCUGUCCUUUAGUCUUAAACCUUAAAGUCUUGUUUCAACAGUUGUCCUGAUUUCACUUUGAAAGACAAGUAAUUAUAACACAAAUUAUAAUGAUGUUGCACAAGGAAUUCUUUCGUCAAGUCAGUUAAUUCUUACUGCAUUUUAACCUCCUGAGAUCCAUGCUUUUGUUUGGUAUGCAUUUUUAAUUUAGUUAGUAGGAUCUGAAAAGUAUAAAAAACUAAGCAUUGUCUUUGAACAGUUUGUAGUUUUGGGAAAAAAUGAUUUUUUCUGGACUCCAUGAAAUCCAUCAUCCUUAUGUCGGGAUGAUGGAUUUAUUUUUAUCGGUCAUGUGUGUAUAAAAUAUAAAACAGUUUAUUUCAAUGCUUGAACAUUGUUGUGCAAAAACAAAACUACAAACAAAGAAGCUUUCGUUCAAUGUUUUGUAACUCUAUACUCUAGGGCAGUGGUUCCCAAUUAGUACCACCCCAGGGUCAAGGUUUAUCUUAAGUCCUUAGUUCAAGGUCCACACAGUUUAAUACAUUCAGCGUCAUACUUGCGUUUGGCCAUGUCGCCGAGCUAGUUUGUUGUCUUUAUUAAGUAGCUGUCCGUUAGUCACUCACUUUACAGCAGGAAACAGCACUUUAAAAUAAAAGCUCUGUGCUGGAAAUUCACUCUACUUAAAAAUAAAGUGUGUUUUUUACAAACUUGGAAUGUUCCAGAGCCCCUUGUGGUCCGUUCAGAAUGGAUCCGUGACCCACUUCUGGACCACGACCCACCAGUUGGGAACCACUGCUCUAGGGAUCACUGUUAAAUACUGCUCAUUUCAAUGCCUGAACAUGGCUGCGCAAAAGCAAAAUUGCAAAUAAUGUGACGUAUCUGAAUUUUUGUUAUUGCUAUUCCAAGCUAGGAAUGUCUUUUAGGUACAGUCCGUCACACCUAAUUGGCCUGUGUGAAAUGCUGCAACAAUACAAUAUUAAAGUUUCAGUGUAGUGUCCGGAAAUGAGGACAGGUUUAAGUUAAGCAUAAUGAAGUACAAGGUGCAGCAAACCCAAAAUAUGAGGUUAUUAAAGGAUUAGAUUACAAAAAUAUUUUAAGCUCCGUGCGAAUGGGCAUUAAUUCAGUGACUGUAAUGAUUGUUUACACCUUUAAAGCAGCAUUAUUUUGUGUACAGGCAUUUUAUAGUUAUUAUAUUAUAUGGGUGAAUAAAUCCAAUAUAUUGAUAUGCAUACAUGAUAGAUAAUACCUACUUUUGAGGUUUGGCUUAAUGCAAAUAUUUGCAAAGCCAAAAUCCAAACAGUGAGGCUGGUUUCAGCAUGCUCUCAGCAGACUUUCCUGUGCUACAGAUCGACCAGUGUUUGUCUUUUAUGAUGUGAUAUGA
Messenger RNA from Epinephelus moara (kelp grouper), 3080 nucleotides. It is a transcript of the gene oxtrb, whose product is annotated as oxytocin receptor b. Gene Ontology annotation, molecular function: vasopressin receptor activity; peptide binding; oxytocin receptor activity. The record is from RefSeq and is a predicted model, not a curated record. Gene Ontology annotation, biological process: maternal process involved in parturition; G protein-coupled receptor signaling pathway; positive regulation of vasoconstriction. The coding region runs from base 222 to 1409 and encodes 395 amino acids. Gene Ontology annotation, cellular component: membrane. The transcript is spliced from 3 exons. Lineage: Eukaryota; Metazoa; Chordata; Actinopteri; Perciformes; Serranidae.